Molecule: messenger RNA, 1752 nt
Organism: Kluyveromyces marxianus DMKU3-1042
Lineage: Eukaryota; Fungi; Ascomycota; Saccharomycetes; Saccharomycetales; Saccharomycetaceae
Gene: SAM3
Product: bifunctional polyamine/amino acid permease SAM3
Exons: 1
Coding region: 1-1752 (583 amino acids)
Biological process (GO): amino acid transmembrane transport
Cellular component (GO): membrane
Molecular function (GO): amino acid transmembrane transporter activity
Source: RefSeq, a predicted model, not a curated record
AUGUCCGAUUCUGCUAAGGAUACCAUGCAGGUAUCCGAGAACUUGUCGGCAUCGCUAGCCACGGAGGAUGACCACCGUGCGCUACUGCAUCGAGUCAAGGACUCGUUCAAGAGACAGGACUUGGAGACGUCGAAGGAAAUCGACUCUGAAGUCGACGGCAUGACCGAAUACCAAAAGACCAACUACAGAUUGGCAAAGCAGCCGUUCCAGAAAAACUUGUCCCAGAGACACUUGACCAUGAUUGCCAUUGGUGGUACCUUGGGUACGGGUCUUUUCAUCGGUAUCGGUUACUCUUUGGCUUCGGGACCGGGAAACUUAUUAAUUGGGUUCUUGCUAACGGGUAUCGCCAUCUUCUGUGUCGUGCAAUGUGCAGCUGAAUUGUCUUGCCAGUACCCUGUGUCUGGUUCUUUUGCAUCCCAUGUCUCGAGAUUCGUGGACCCCUCCUGGGGUUUCACCGUCACGACAAACUACUGUCUCUCGUGGGCCAUCUCGUUCCCAUCUGAGCUCAUUGGUUGUGCCAUGACGAUACGAUACUGGAACAGUUCCGUGAACCCCGCCGUGUGGGUUGCCAUCUUUUACGUUUUCAUCUUGGCUCUAAACUUGAUCGGUGUCCGUGGGUUUGCCGAAACCGAAUACUUCUUAUCCAUCUUCAAAAUCUUGGCCAUUAUCAUCUUCUUGAUCAUUGGUAUCGUGUUGAUCUGCGGUGGUGGUCCUCAUUCCAAGGGUUACAUCGGAGCAAAGUACUGGCACGAUCCAGGGUCCUUCGAAAAGCCCGUUUUCAAGUCCCUCUGUAACACUUUUGUGUCCGCUGCGUUCUCCUUUGGUGGUACUGAAUUGGUGGUGUUGACCGCUGCUGAAUCCAGAAAAGUGGAAUCCGUCUCAAGAGCUGCAAAGGGUACCUUCUGGAGAAUCUUGAUCUUUUACGUCUCCACUGUGGUGGUCAUUGGCUGUCUAGUGCCUUACAACGACCCAAGAUUGCUCGGUGGAAGCAGCUCAGAAGAUAUCUCCGCUUCUCCUUUCGUCAUCGCAUUGUCCAACACCGGUAAGUUCGGUACCAGAGUGUCCAACUUCAUGAACGCCGUCAUCUUGAUCGCCGUGUUGUCGGUUUGCAACUCCUGUGUCUACGCUGCCUCCCGUGUCGUGCAAUCCUUGGGUGCCUCCAGAGAAUUGCCCUCUAUCUUCGGCUACGUCGACCGUAAAGGUAGACCUCUGAUGGGUAUCUUAGUCGUGGCCAUCUUCGGUUUGUUGGCCUUCUUGGUAGCAUCCAAGAAGGAAGACCAGGUCUUCGACUGGCUAUUCGCAUUGUGCUCCAUCUCAUCCAUGUUCAUUUGGUUCUCCAUCUGUCUGUCGUACUUGAGAUACAGAUACGCAUUGAAGAAACAGGGCAGAAGCAACGACGAAAUUGCCUACAAGUCCAUGUUGGGUAUCUGGGGUGGUUACCUCGGUGCUCUCUUGAGUUUAUUACUUAUCAUCGGUGAAAUUUACGUCUCCCUCUUCCCACUAGGUGGCUCUCCAAACGCUGAAGACUUCUUUAAGAACUGUCUAUCCAUCCCAAUCAUGAUCGUUGUCUACUUUGGUCACAAGUUGGUCACCAAAAACUGGACCCCAGUCGUCAUUCCAGCACAACAAAUAGAUCUAGACACCGGUCUUUCCUUCAACGACGUUGAACUCAUGAAGCAUGAACUACAACUAGAAAGAGCUAAGAUUGCUAACAAACCAAUCUACUAUAGAAUUUACAGAUUCUGGUGUUAG